AUCGCCGUGGUGGGGGCCAGCGGUGUGGGCAAGACCGCUCUGGUGGUCCGGUUCCUCACCAAGCGAUUCAUCGGAGACUAUGAAAGAAAUGCAGGUAAUCUCUACACCAGACAAGUCCAGAUAGAAGGUGAAACCCUGGCAAUACAAGUUCAGGACACUCCAGGUAUUCAGGUCCAUGAAAAUGGCUUGAGCUGCAAUGAACAGUUAAAUCGGUGCAUCCGGUGGGCAGAUGCUGUGGUGAUUGUUUUUUCCAUCACUGACCACAAGAGCUAUGAACUCAUUGGCCAGCUCCACCAGCAUGUCCAGCGGCUCCACCUGGGCACCCGGCUGCCCAUGGUGCUCGUGGCUAACAAAGCUGACCUGUUGCACAUCAAGCAGGUUGACCCUCAGCUUGGACUGCAGCUGGCCAGCAUGCUAGGCUGCUCCUUCUAUGAAGUGUCUGUCAGUGAAAAUUACAAUGAUGUCUAUAACGCUUUCCAUGUCCUGUGUAAAGAAGUAAGUCACAAACAGCAGCCCAGCAGCACGCCUGAGAAGCGAAGAACCUCUCUCAUUCCUCGGCCCAAGUCGCCCAACAUGCAGGAUCUGAAAAGAAGGUUCAAGCAAGCUCUCUCUGCCAAAGUGAGGACUGUCACCUCUGUUUGAAAUGUGAGCGCUUGGGGGUUUGGUCUUUGAGGAAGAGGCCCAGAGGCGCCUCUAGGUUGGGAACAUUGGAUGCUGGCGGUAGUUCAUGGUUCCAGAAAGGGCCGGAGCAGAAGGGCCCAGGGGCCUGUGGAACUGCUGCAGAAGAGGAAGUGCUGUGUGGAGCAGGGGAACAGAUGGAUGGGGCCUGAGAGAGCCCAUCAAGCCACUGUGUACCUGUGAUGUGUCUGUGUCUUGUCCUUAGAGUGGGGAAGAAGGUGGAUGUGUUUUGGUUUUUGUUCUUAACUGCCUUGUAAAUGAUGGUCAGCUGUAGUUUCAAUCAGAUAUAUUGGAAUGGUUUAUGGUGAGAAUGAAAGAGCAGAUUAAGUAUUCGUAGGCUUCCCUUUCUCCCCUCCCUUUUCUUUGUUUUCUCCCCCAAAGGAAGAAUUAAUUUUUUCUUAUUGACAUGAUUUGCAUCUGUAGAAAACUUCCUUACAGAAUACCUUUCUAGCCUGAAGGAUACCAAGAUUUCUUUCUUUUUUUUUUUUUUUUU
Messenger RNA from Fukomys damarensis (Damara mole-rat), 1171 nucleotides. RefSeq names its product RAS like family 11 member B (gene Rasl11b). The transcript has 4 exons. NCBI's taxonomy places the organism in Eukaryota, Metazoa, Chordata, Mammalia, Rodentia, Bathyergidae. The record is from RefSeq and is a predicted model, not a curated record. The annotation marks the transcript as partial. Gene Ontology annotation, molecular function: GTP binding; GTPase activity.